AUGUCUGAACCAGUGAUUGUUCUGCACGGUGGAGCAGGAAAUAUACCGGACAACCGUGACCAACCAAAGUUUGAUGGAAUUUUAACCGCCAUCAGAAAAGCUCAUGAAACCUAUACAAAAACAUCAUCUAUUAUAGAUGCAUGUCAAGUCGCUGUUGAGUAUAUGGAAGAUGAACCAGCAUUCAAUGCAGGACGUGGAUCGGUGUUAAAUCUAAAGGGCGAAAUCGAAAUGGAAGCUCUUAUUAUGGAAGGAAAAGACAUGAAGGCUGGAAGUGUUACUGGUGUAAGAAACAUUGCACAUCCAAUAGCGCUAGCUAGAAAAGUUAUGGAAAAUACACCUCAUGUAUUUUUGAUGGGUGCAAGUGCAAAUGAGUUUGCUCAAAAAAUGGGAUUUGAAACUGUCAGUGACGAUUAUCUCAUAACAAGUGAUGCAAGAACAGGCUUGGACAAUUUUUUGAAAUUGGGUGGUGAACCCAAUACUACAGAAAUUGGACAUGGAGGUGUGGGCACUGUUGGUGCUAUUGGUAUGGAUGGAAACAGCGGGCAUAUGGUGUCGUGUACUUCGACAGGAGGAAUCACCGGUAAAAUGGCUGGUAGGGUGGGUGAUACACCAGUUCCUGGUGCUGGUGGUUACUGUGAUAAUACCGUGGGCACUGUUUCAACCACUGGCCACGGUGAUAGCAUAAUGCGCUAUUGUUUGGCUCAAAGAAUAAUGCAAAAUUUGGAAAAUGGUGAAACUCCAGAUAUUGCAGCUCAGAAAGCAUGUGACGGUAUGUCAGCUCGUGUGGGUGGCAGUGCUGGGGCUAUUGUUAUUUCCAAAACUGGGGAGGUUGGCAUUGGUUUUUCUUCUCCUAAAAUGGCAUGGGCGUUCUUGAAAAACGGAAUCAUUUACUAUGGAAUUAAAAAAGGUCAAAAGUUUACAGUUAAGCUGUAA
Molecule: messenger RNA, 933 nt
Organism: Macrosiphum euphorbiae (potato aphid)
Lineage: Eukaryota; Metazoa; Arthropoda; Insecta; Hemiptera; Aphididae
Source: the annotation of a GenBank genome assembly